Eutrema salsugineum is the source of this 1395-nucleotide messenger RNA. Its product is annotated as ATP-dependent DNA helicase PIF1-like. Gene Ontology annotation, biological process: telomere maintenance; DNA repair. The transcript has 5 exons. The coding region runs from base 1 to 1395 and encodes 464 amino acids. The record is from RefSeq and is a predicted model, not a curated record. Lineage: Eukaryota; Viridiplantae; Streptophyta; Magnoliopsida; Brassicales; Brassicaceae. Gene Ontology annotation, molecular function: DNA helicase activity.
AUGUAUAAUGAUGGUGAUUUGCGUGAUCACUUUCGUCAGUUUAUCCGGGCGUAUAAUAUGAUGUUUUCUUUCACUUCUCUUAGAGUUAGAAACGAGCAGAUGUUAGCCACUGUAACCAGCGAACAGAGAAGUGUUUAUGAUGAGAUCCUAGAAGCAAUAAAUAAGAACAAAGGAGGUAUGUUCUUUGUUUCUGGUUCUGGAGGUACUGGUAAAACUUAUUUGUGGAGUCUAUUAGGAUCUGCUCUACAUUCCCAAGGUGAUGUUGUUCUUAAGGUUGCAUCGAGCGGGAUUGCUGCGUUGUUAUUAGAAGGAGGCCGAACUGCGCAUUCAAGAUUUGCAAUCCCUAUCGUGGUUAAUAAGUUUACCUUCUGUUCAAUCAAGAAGGAGUCGAAUCUUGCCGACCUGAUAAGGAUUGCUAAACUCAUUAUAUGGGAUGAGGCGUUGAUGAUGAGUAAAGACUGUUUCGAGACUCUAGAUAGAACGAUGCGUGAUAUAUUAGAAGUUGAUAAGCCCUUUGGUGACAAGGUCAUUGUUUUAGGAGGGGAGUUCAGGCAAAUGUUGCCAGUGAUUCCAAAUGUCGGGAAGACAGAGAUACUUAUGGCCACUUUGAAUUCGUCACCUCUGUGGUACAAAUGUAGAGUGUUGAGACUUACACAAAACAUGCGACUUAUAGCUGGAGAUAAUAGCCGUGCGAUGCUUGAACGAGCUGCCUUUACAAAAUGGAUCUUAGACAUUGGUGAUGGAACGAUAAAUGACGAUGGAAGUGGUGAAGCCGUGAUUAAUAUUCCUGAUGAUCUGUUGAUUAAAGACUGUAAAGAUCCUAUAAAAACAAUCGUCAAAGAAAUUUAUGGGAGUUCGUUUUUGAAAGAGACUGAUCCUAAAUUUUUUCAAGACCGUGCCAUACUGAGUCCAAGAAACGAUGAUGUAGAUACGAUAAAUGAUUACAUGCUUUCAAAGUUGUCGGGUGUUGAAAGGACCUAUUUUAGUUGUGAUAGCAUUGAUACGGCUGAAGAAGUUGUCAAUUACAAUGAUGCAUCUGAAGUAUCCUUAGAGAGUGUAGCCAACGUUAUGGGAACUAUUGUGAAUAUGGGUCCACUCUGCAAUGCAAGUAAUGAUGCUUAUGAAGAAAAUCUCGCUUAUCUCCGAUUUGAGAUAGUAGAUGCACGAAGAGAAGGUCGGUUAGCAUGUUACGCCCGUGGUUCUCUAGCAAUAAAUCUCCAUGAUGUAUAUCUGAGAAACACAUGUGAAUCGGUUGUCUCGGUGUUAAGGUUCUGGAAGAUGACAAAUGGCCAAGGAGUCGAUAAGAAGUCUGUGGUUCUCCAAUCUAAUGAUCUAUGCUCAGAUUUUUUGUACAAUCAUAUCGAUGCAGAAGUUGAUGCAUUUAGAACGACGUGA